AUGGGCACCGGCAUUGCUAUAGUGGCUGCACGACAUGCGCAAGUAGAAGUCCUUGGAUUGGACGCCUAUCCUCAAAGCCUGGAUCGCAGCAAAGCCUUCGUGAAGGAUUGGGCAGCCAAGGAGGCAAAGAAGGGUCGAAUGUCUGAAGCAGAGGUGGAAGCUUUCUUGAAGCAGAUCAAGUUUGGUGAUUUGAAUGAUGGAGGCUUUCUGAGAACCACCAUUCCGCAGGUGGACUUUGUGAUUGAGGCAGUGAGUGAGGACCUGAAUGUCAAGCAAUCAUGCUAUGAGACCCUCCAGGCUUCAGGCCUCCCGGAGGAAAGUGUGCUUGCGACCAAUACAUCCUCAAUAUCGAUCACCAAGUUGGCCUCGAACAUCUCCAGGCCAGAGCGGAUGAUCGGUAUGCACUUCAUGAAUCCGGUCCCGGUCAUGCCAUUGGUGGAAGUCAUCAGAGGUUUACGAACAGAUGAUGCAACGUUGCAACUCACGUUGCAGCUCUGUACAGCAAUGAAGAAGGAGCAUUCAACCAGUGAAGAUCGGCCUGGCUUCAUCGCGAAUCGAAUUCUGAUGCCUUACAUAAAUGAGGCCGUGUUCGCGCUGCAAGACGGAGUUGGAACUGCAGAGGACAUUGACAAGACUCUCAAACUGGGAACGAAUGUCCCGAUGGGUCCUUUGACACUUGCCGACUUCAUUGGCCUGGACACUUGCCUCAGCAUCAUGAAGGUGCUGCACCGAGACUUGGGUGACUCAAAGUACCGUCCUGCACCGUUGCUGGUGAACUACGUGGAAGCUGGAUGGCUUGGCAAAAAGACCAAGCGUGGCUUUUAUGAUUACAGCUGA
Messenger RNA from Durusdinium trenchii, 837 nucleotides. NCBI's taxonomy places the organism in Eukaryota, Dinophyceae, Suessiales, Symbiodiniaceae. The record is from the annotation of a GenBank genome assembly.